AAAUUGUAAUGUGUGGCGAGUGACCCAAGCAAUGUGAGCAGGCUUAGGGAUAGGUGAAUACAGAGGUGAUCUCAUCAAACUGCUGCUGAUCCUUAAUUGUCUAAUUAGUAUGGUGGGGGAGGAGAGGUGGUUAAGGUUGCUUCAGCAAACAUUUUUUCCUUUAGUCACCUAUGAAAUGGAUUAGUGCAAUUACCAUACUGUGGAAACGGGAUUUGGACUGUGUACGUAAAGGAUGCUGACUACUCUAAGAACAAGAUUCUGCUGCUAACUUCAAGCUCUGCCUGAUUACAGCUAAACCUAUAUAUUUCACAUCCUAUCAUCUCUGCUGAUUGACCCGUCCUGGCUUUUUAUAAAAAUGUUCAAUGAAAACCUCAAUAAUUCUCAAAAUUGUCUGCUGGAGGAAUACAAGCGAGAUCUAGAACUGUUAAAAAAAGAGUUACAACAUGAAAAACAGGAAGCCAGGAAAAGGUACAACUCAGAACUAAUGCAAUUUAAAGAGAACUGUGAGAAAGAAAAGAACAAGUUAGUGAAUGAUUUGACAUCUAGGUGGGAGCAGCAGAAAAGCCGCGAGCUACAGCAGCUGAAAGAUUCAUCGUUCAAAGAAAGGGAACUGGAAAUAAAGCAGAUGAUGAGAUGGAAAGAGGAGGAAAUAAGGGAGGUACAGAUGUUUCUACAAAAAGAGAGAGAUUCUGCAAUAAAACAAGCUCGGGAACUACAGAAGCAGUUGCUUGAUGAAUUACUGAAUAAGGGCAAUAUGGGAAAGGGUAGCAGUAACAAGAAAAAUGAACCAAACUCUCCACUUGGUAGUGAAUGCCACUGCAAAGUUCAGGAUGUCCUGUCUAAGCUUCGAUGGGACUAUGAUGGUGAACAGGCUGCACGAAUUAGAUAUCUUAAAGUGGAGCUAGAUUUGGAAAGGAGCCUUUUCGUCAAGUAUAUUCUGGACCGCUCUGAUAACAAUGCAUCUGCCAUUUUAAAGGACACUACAAAGCCAUUGGGCUGCCAAAAAAUAAAAUUUGGACGCCAUUCUCUUGGCAGCAGUACAGCCAGGCAAUGGUCGCUGGAAGAAACCUCAUCAAGACCAAGUUCUAUUGAAAAUACAGGUUUUCGGCAUCAUUCUGGUAAGAGUGCAUUGUCUAGGACAAAAUCAUUGGAAAGUGCAUUUCCACGACCUGAUUCUCCCCUAAAUUCUACUGAGAAGUCUUGGAAAGAGAGCCCAGAAAAUGAGAGGCUUAUAAUGCCCAUUCAUAGAGAUUUCCCUGCAAAAUAUUCCUCAGAAAUGACUUUUGCCCUCUUGGAGGCCAAAAAUGAUUGUAAAACGUGGUCCUUUUUACAGGAAGGAUUCCAUCAAAAUUCUGAAGAACCCACCCAUAAUUCUUCAAAUACGACUGAAAGCAACAGCAGUGCAGGAUCACUAGAUUUGUCCGAUUUUCAUCAAACUCAUGAUGCAUCUGCACAAAAUGUCAGUAUAUUACAGAGCUGCUUGAAUGCUGAUGAUGGUUCUCAAUCAACACAAGAAUUGCUGAAUGCACUGAGAGAUUUGGAACAACGCUGCAAAGAUUUACAAGAGGAAAACAUAAUUCUGAGAAAAAGCAGUGUUCCUGAAACGGAGGAGAAGGUUAAAAGACUGAAGAGAAAAAACGCAGAGCUUGCAGUUAUAGCAAAGCGUCUGGAAGAAAGAGCUCAGAAACUCCAAGAGGCUAAUCUUAAAAUGGUAAAUACUCCAAUACACUUAAAAGGAGCCAGCUUGGAGCUGUGCAAGAAGGCAUUUGCACGUCAACGAGCAAAGGAUAUGCGUGAGCAGGCCAGCGCUCUGUUGGAGAAAGACAAGCAAAUUGAAAAUUUGAAACAAGAAUGUGAGGAACUACAGGCAAAGCUAUCUGCUGGAAAGGAUUUUCCAAGUUUGUUGAAGUUCAAUGACUUUAAUCGCCUGCUACAUGAAUCUCAGAAGGAAGUUCUACGGUUACAGAAGCAAAUUGCAUUAAAAUACAUGAAGGAAUCCCUUCAUUUGUCAAGGACUGAAUCUCACAGUUCUCCAACACCUGCUGAAGCCAUGUAUUUGAACAGAUUAAUUCAUCCUGAACAGCCCACACAGGACCCAGAUAAUUCGAUAAUGGCAACUUCAGUAGAUUCCUUUAAGGAAGUUGAACUAAGAAGAAAGCGGAAAGAAUGUGAAAUCUUAGAACAAGAGGUAAAGAAAAAGCAGAAGAGAUGUGAAGAAUUGGAAAUCAAACUUCAAGAGGUGCAAAGCGAGAAUGAACGCCUCGUGGAAGAAAAUUCACGACUCUGCGGCUCAGUAAAGUGGGCAGCAAAGGUUGAAGCUGAAAAUGCUGACUUGAAGAGACACUUAUCUGUGGUAACUGAAAAACGAGAUUCUGCCCUUAAGGAGAAUCAUCGACUGCACAGCAAGCUGGAGAACUUAGAGCAAGUGCUGAGGCACAUGCGAGAUGUGGUAGAGAGAAGGCAACAGCUGGAAAAAGAUCAUGAAGAUGCCACAAUAGCACUACAGAAAAGGCAGGAGGAAGUUAAACGUCUCCAGCAGGCCCAGGUUGAAGCCAAGAAAGAACAUGAAGGAGCAGUCCAUCUUUUGGAGAAUACUCUGGACACUUUGCAGGCUACGGUGAAGGUUUUAGAGGAGAAAUGUCGUAGUCAGACAGAGCAGUUCAGUCUGCUGUCUCACGAGUUGGAAAAAUUUCGUCUGCAAACAGGAAACAUUGACCUCCUCACCUCUACACUGGUGAAUUCAGAACUGCCUCCACCUCAGUGUUGCUCCACUCCUAGUCUUUCUUCAGUCCAGCAAGACACAACAGAUGAGUUCUCCUCCUGGGAUGUGAUCAGUUGGGUAGACAUUAGUCUGGAUGGCAGCAGUCCGAGCUUUAUUUAUCUCUCAUUUGAUGAUGUGAAUGAUUCAGUCUUUCGGAUUGCAAAUGAAAAGAAUAAGCCUGAUCAGGAAAGGAGGUUGCCUGAGACACCAGAGCAAAGCUCCAAGGUCAGCAAUGUUGAGACCCCAAAACAUGCAGCUGCCAAAGAAAAACAGAAGCCUGAAGCACCACACACCUCAUCAAAAUCAGAAUCCAUACAUGAGAGUUCCAAAUCCUGUCCCACACCAGAGGUGGACACUGCCAGUGAAAUGGAGGAGCUGGAACCAGAUAGCGUGUCAAUAAAUCCAGAACCUGAAACCCGCUCCACUGCCACGUUACAAGUCUUUCUUGCACGAUACAGCUAUAAUCCAUUUGAUGGGCCCAAUGAAAAUCCUGAGGCAGAACUGCCUCUCACAGCUGGGGAAUACAUAUACAUCUAUGGUGACAUGGAUGAUGAUGGAUUUUAUGAAGGUGAAUUAAUGGAUGGAAGGCGUGGUCUUGUUCCUUCGAAUUUUGUGGAGCGUGUCUCUGAUGAUGAUUUGAUAGCCUCUCACCCAGGUGAAGCCAAUGAGCUGUCACAAAGUUCUGCACCAGACAUUAGCUUUCUGAGUGGAAGCAGCAUUGAGAGAAGUGAGGAGGAUGAUGAUCCAAGCAGCCUCAGCCCAUUGCCAUUGCAAGGAACUGGCGAGGGAGCCGCUGAAGUCUCAGCUGUGCCUUACCCUAGAAAGCUGGCCCUUAUUAAACAACUAGCCCGAAGUGUAGUCGUUGGAUGGGAUCCUCCUCUUGUAGCAGCAGGCAGUGGAAACAUUCUCAGUUACAAUAUUUAUGUGGAUAAUGAACUCCGACAAAAUGUUCGAUGCGGAGGACAAACUAAAGCCUUGAUUGAGAAGUUAGAGCUGAAAACUCGGACGUAUCGUAUCUCUGUACAAAGCAUGACAGAGAAUGGUUGCUCAGACCGGAUGCGUUGCACUAUGUUGGUUGGCCAUGGUUACACUCUAGCUCCUACACAGCUUCGUGUUCGCAGCUUGUCAGCCACCUCUGCAGAGAUCACAUGGCAGCCAUGUAACAGCAACUAUUCACAUGCCUUGUAUCUAAAUGAAGAAAGCUGUGGAUUGACCAAGGCAGGGACCUAUUGGUACACAUUUGGCAGUUUGAGACCAAGCACCAUGUAUAAUGUCAAAGUGGAAGCACGACCUCAACGGAUUCCCUUGGAGUUGCCUAUGGAGAGAAGGGAGCCAAAAGCAACAGUUAUGCAGCUGACAACUCCUGCUGCAGGUCCUCCUGAUGCUCCACUUGACGUUCAGGUUGAGCUUGGUCCAAAGCCUGGUGUUCUGCUCAUCACUUGGCUUCCAGUGACAAUUGACGCUGCUGGAACCUCAAAUGGAGUCAGAGUAACUGGCUAUGCAGUGUAUGCUGAUGGACAAAAGGUACUGGAAGUUACUUCUCCCACAGCUGGCAGUGUGUUGGUGGGCACAUCUCACUUGCAUCUGCUGCAGGUGUCUCGGGAAAUAUCAGUUAGAACUAUGUCACCCAGUGGAGAAUCUGUGGAUUCAGUGCCAGCUCAAAUACCCUCUGCCUUUAUAAAGGUCCAAGAAAGCCCUUCCUUGUCGCAGACCUUUUCUAACUCCAGCCUUACAAGUGAGCAACCCCUGGCCUCUCUUCCAUCCAUGCCUCUCAUUUCAUCUUCUCCCUGCUCACUUCACAAUGAAGCUACAUCCACUCUGAAAGCUAAUCUCUCCACCCAUGCAAGUAGUAGCAGAGGGGACUCCUUGCCUGUCCGGAUUGCACCACAUCUUUCACCACUCAGUGCUUCCUCUGGUUACUGCCAGGGAUCUUCCAGUUUAGAGCCUUCUGAGGUUCAAGUGUCAUGCCAAGGUACACAAGAAAAAAUCUCCUCUUCUCUACCAGAUUCUGCCACACACUCAUUUCCAGGGAAGAUUGUCAGCAACUGUUUGGAAAUAUCUAAGAUCGCAUUGCAGUCUGAAGGAGCAGCAUUACAAAAUAAUCGGAAGCCAUUUCUGGACACCAAAGAAUUUAAAACCGGUGACCAAGCGAUGUGUGGCUUGCCACUGGGUGUUACAUGGAAGAAGGAAAAUACUAUAGAAUUAAAUGCAACAAACACCAAAGAGGACUGCUCAAGUCCAGAGGCAGGAUUAUCUGAAGACGCAGAAAACACGACGAGCAGCUUAAGCUUUCGAGGGGUGUCCAUUGACGACUUUCUUGAGGUUGACAAGACUGAGGGAAAGGAAUCAAGCGGGUCAAAUGUUAUGUUUGAAAAUGAGGAUGCUGGGGAAUUGCCUUUAGACACGCAUUCAAGUACUGCGCACAUAGAUCACAGUCGUAGCUCUAACCUGUCUGACAUUUUGGAAGAAGAGGAAUAUGAGGAAGAAGAAGAUUCUAGUGUUGUUCCCAGUGCCCAAAAGUGGGCUCAGACAUCCAGGAACCCAGUGACAGAUAGCUCAGGAAAGCUGGACAGUUGUGAAACGGACAGUGAUGAGGAAAUUUUUGAGAGAAUUUUGGAUCUGCCUCUACAAAAGCACUGCAGUAAAAAGCUGUUUAGUAUCCCAGAAGUGACAGAAGAAGAAGAUGAAGAAGAAGAGGAAAAUCCUGCCCCAUCAGCUUCUUGCAAAGCACAACUUUGUAAUGUGGAAAUCCCCAAAUGCCAUUAUGUGAAAACUUACCAAGCCUUUCCACAGAAAGCAGCGAGUCCAACCUGUGCAAACCUUUCUACAGAACGAUGCUGUAGGGACUUCAGUGGAAACAGCAGUAAACCUGAAUGUUCUGUGGACGACUGUGUCUUUCAGGACUGGCAGCAGAGAACAGGAAGUUGUGUUUCCCAGUCUCCACUUUACUCAGUAAAGUCACCUGUUUCUGAAAGCACAAUGUGGAAUGCCAAAAAGAACAGCAGUGUGAACGAGAGAGCCCAUUGCACGGCCGAGUCAAACAAAAAGAAGCAGAGUGAAGGAAAAGAGCACUGCAGUCGCUUGUCUUCAAAUGCUAACCAAGCUCUUCUUUAUAAUUCUAGGGGCCAUGAUGUAAAAGAGCCUGUUUUCUGUGGUACAACCAGGGAAGGUUCCCAAGUUGGCCACAGAAAUAUAAAGGUUUCAAGAUCAUAUCAAAAGCAUCAGUCUUUUGUUCCCACAAAUGUGACAUCAAAAUCUCCUAGUACUUUUAGCAGUAGACACUUGGAAAUUGAUAUUGAAUAUGAUACAGAGGAUGAAGAUGACCUGUCUGUCCCAACUUACUAUACCACGCGGACUAAAGAUGAUAUUUGGGAGGACAGUUCCCAGACAGACAGGGAAGGAUGGAGUGAAAGCUCUGACUACUCCGAGCCUAUUAGGUUUACUAAAAGAAAGGAGGCAAAAAGGCAACCUGAAAUGCAGACAGGAACAACAGAGUGUCUAAAACGACACACUUCCUUGCUACACAUUGAUCAAAUGCAUGGAGACCAGCAAGGCAGUAAUAAAGAUCAAGGCAGAACAGCAAGUAAUAAAACUAUGAGGACUGUCCGAUGGGAAAGUGCCAGAAAGGAUGAGUGGAAUGAAGAACCAAAGGUGCCAUUACAUCCAGAUAAUACUGGAACUGCAGCUUUAGAAAAGAAGACAAGAUUGAAUCACCUGGCCUUAGACUCUGAACCAGAUGUUGCCACCACACUUGCAGAGUGUCAUCAAGAUAACAGAUUUCAAGAGAAAGAGAGCAUCUCACAAAAACCAGAAGUGGAUUCUAUAAGAAUGUUUGUAGCCCUUUUUGACUAUGACCCAGAAACCAUGUCGCCAAACCCUGAUGCAUAUAUGGAAGAACUUCCAUUUAAAGAAGGACAAAUAUUACAGGUUUUUGGUGAUAAGGAUACAGAUGGAUUUUAUCGUGGAAAGCAUGGAGGGAGAACAGGAUACAUCCCCUGUAACAUGGUGUCUGAGCUACACAUAGAAAGUGAAGAAGUUAGAAGAGAACUUUUGAGACAGGGCCAUCUAACAUCACCCUCGUUAAUGAAUGACCUAGAAACCAGCGCUUUUUCUCCUCCUCUUCCUCCUACUCCUCUUCCUAUUGCACCUCCUGGCCGCUCUGCCAUUGCUCCUCCAAAACCCCGGCGCUCCAAAAAAGUACAACGGACUUCUGCAUCAGCAGAAAACAAUGUAGCAGAUAAGCAUUUGAAAACCAGCAAAUCUGACUCAAGCAUCGCUAGAAAAAUGGUGGCUAUGUUUGACUAUAACCCUAGAGAAAGUUCUCCAAAUAUGGACGUGGAGGCAGAAUUAAGCUUUACUGCUGGAGACAUCAUAACUGUGUUUGGACCAAUGGAUGAAGAUGGAUUCUUUUAUGGGGAGCUCAAUGCGCAAAGAGGAUUUGUUCCCUCCAAUUACUUAGAAGUUUCCCAGACACAAACUGAAGAAUUGACGUCACAAGGAACUGUUCAGGCAACAGGGGAAAAGUUUAGCUGUGAUGUUACUGCUGAUCAGCCAUACUCCCCUCCGAAUGUUUCAUUAUCCUCUGACCAACCUAGUGAACCGAUGGAGGCUACUGAAAGGAUGGACCAAUGUCAAGAGAUCUCCUCUACCAAGAAAAGGAAAAGUUUCUUCUCUAAAGGGAGAAAGCUCUUUAAAAAGUUAGGUUCCUCUGGAAAGAACUUGUAAAAAAUAAAAAGGCCUGGCCUGUCCAAGCUGUUAUACAGCAAUAAUACACUUAAUGUGGAGGGCUAUAUGAGCUUUUGUCUGUUACUAUCCAUCCGCUGACCCAUCUGGGAUUGGUCUGCUUUGCCACCUGUAUAUAGUACUUACUGUUAAAUGGUCUGUGAGCAGUUUUUUGUUGUCUGUGACAGCAAGAGGCCAUUAUGAAUGUACCUGACUGUUGUCUGAAAACAUAGUGAGGACAGGAAGUAGACCGUAAGCACUGAUAAACGAAGAGCUACAUUGGGGAACCAGAAGCCUGGAUUUUUUGAGCUCUUCUCAGCUAUGUUAUCUGGUUUCCACGGUUUGUCAAUUGGGCACUAAGGUGACCAUGCCUUUUCGGACAAUGUACAAUGUUUGCACUUUGUGUUCUCUCUGACUUUGUAUGCCAUGUUGCGGGAAGUGCUCUGCAGGAAGCCACAUUUCUGCAGCACCUGCUUACCCCAUACAAAAGAGAAUCAACGCCAAAAUAGCAACCUCGGCGAGACUUGAUGCGCUUCUCCCCUAAGGAAAAUAGCUUUGUUAUGUUGUGUGCAUGUUGGAAAAAAAAUGGAAUGUUCAUUUGCCUUAUUUUAUCUGAUUUGAUAUUUUAACUGUUUACAAAUGUUCUUUCUGCUGUGAGCAGAUAUGGGAGUAAUUGAUUAUAAGCCAGGGUGAUGUGUGUGUGUGUGUGUAUGUAUGUAUAUGUGU
Rana temporaria (common frog) is the source of this 8209-nucleotide messenger RNA. RefSeq names its product TSPO associated protein 1 (gene TSPOAP1). The transcript is spliced from 32 exons. Bases 356 to 7486 code for a protein of 2376 amino acids. The record is from RefSeq and is a predicted model, not a curated record. Gene Ontology annotation, biological process: neuromuscular synaptic transmission. Lineage: Eukaryota; Metazoa; Chordata; Amphibia; Anura; Ranidae. Gene Ontology annotation, molecular function: protein binding.